GCGCCCGGGCCUCCCGCGCCGCCUGGUCUCUGGUGAAGCCCGCGGCGCGCGCCUCUCCGGGACGCUGCAGGGUAGAAGAAUGUCACGUUUCAACUUUGGUACCUGAAAUCAUGCAAUUUCAAUAUAUGCAAUUUUCACGCCACAUGGAUGCAUGCCAACUUUUGCAUUUCCUGUGUAUAUCCUGUGACCAUUCUAUCUGGGAACAUCCUUCAAAGACUUCAUGCGUCUUACUGAGGACACCUGACCUUUUGAAGCUUCAUAAUUCACAUCUAGAUGUCACCAGUCUUUCCCAUGUUAACAGUUCUGACUAUGUUUUAUUAUAUGUGCCUUCGGCACCGAGCCAGGACAGCUACAAGAGGAGAAAUGAUGAACAGCCACAGAACUAUAGAAUCAAACAGCCGGACUUCCCCUCUCAAUGCAGAGGUGGUCCAGUAUGCCAAAGAAGUAGUGGAUUUCAGUUCCCAUUAUGGAAGUGAGAAUAGUAUGUCCUAUACCAUGUGGAAUUUGGCAGGUGUACCAAAUGUAUUCCCGAGUUCUGGUGACUUCACUCAGACAGCUGUGUUUCGAACUUAUGGAACAUGGUGGGAUCAGUGUCCUAGUGCUUCCUUGCCAUUCGAGAGGACACCACCUAAUUUUCAGAGCCAAGACUAUGUGGAACUUACUUUUGAACAUCAGGUGUAUCCUACAGCUGUUCAUGUUCUGGAAACCUAUCAUCCUGGAGCAGUCAUUAGAAUUCUGGCUUGUUCUGCAAACCCCUGUUCCCCAAGCCCACCCACUGAAGUAAGAUGGGAGAUUCUUUGGUCAGAGAGACCUACGAAGGUGAAUGCUUCCCAGGCUCGCCAGUUUAAACCUUGUAUUAAGCAGAUAAACUUUCCUACAAAUCUUAUACGGCUGGAAGUAAAUAGUUCUCUUCUGGAUUAUUACACUGAAUUAGAUGCAGUUGUAUUACAUGGUAUGAAGGACAAGCCAGUGCUUUCUCUCAAGACUUCACUCAUUGACAUGAAUGAUCUAGAAGAAGAUGACUAUGAAGAAGAGGAUGGUUGUGGAAUGGACAAUCUUAACAAAAAGUUUAGCAGUACUGCCCUCAGGGAAGGGCCAAGUAAUGGAUAUUUUGAUAAACUACCUUAUGAGCUCAUUCAACUGAUUCUGAAUCAUCUUACACUACCUGACCUAUGUAGAUUAGCACAGACUUGCAAACUACUGAACCAGCAUUGCUGUGAUCCUCUGCAAUACAUCCACCUCAAUCUGCAACCGUACUGGGCAAAACUCAAUGACACCUCGCUGGAAUUUCUACAGGCUCGCUGCACUCUUGUCCAGUGGCUUAAUUUAUCCUGGACUGGCAAUAGGGGCUUCAUCUCUGUUGCAGGAUUUAGCAGGUUUCUGAAAGUUUGUGGAUCUGAAUUAGUGCGCCUUGAAUUAUCUUGCAGUCACUUUCUUAACGAAACAUGCUUGGAGAUUAUUUCUGAGAUGUGUCCACAUCUACAGGACUUAAACCUCUCAUCCUGUGAUAAACUGCCACCUCAGGCUUUCAACCAUAUCGCCAAACUAUGCGGCCUUCAACGACUCGUUCUCUACCGCACAAAAGUAGAGCAAACCGCUCUGCUCAGCAUUUUGAACUUCUGUUCAGAGCUUCAGCACCUCAGUUUGGGUAGUUGUGUCAUGAUUGAAGAGUAUGAUGUGAUAGCUAGCAUGAUAGGAGCCAAGUGCAAAAAACUCCGUACGCUGGAUCUGUGGCGGUGUAAGAACAUCACUGAGAAUGGGAUAGCAGAGCUGGCGUCUGGGUGUCCGCUUCUGGAGGAGCUCGACCUCGGCUGGUGCCCUACGCUGCAGAGCAGCACCGGAUGCUUCGCCAGACUGGCACGCCAGCUCCCAAACUUGCAGAAACUCUUCCUUACAGCCAACCGGUCUGUGUGUGACACAGACAUUGAAGAGCUGGCAUGUAAUUGUACCAGAUUACGGCAACUGGAUAUAUUAGGAACAAGAAUGGUAGGUCCAGCAUCCUUAAGAAAACUUCUGGAAUCUUGUAAAGAUCUCUCCUUACUUGAUGUGUCCUUCUGUUCACAGAUUGAUAGUAGAGCUGUGGUAGAACUCAGUGUGAGCUUUCCAAAAGUGUUCAUAAAGAAGAGCUUUACUCAGUGACUUAAUGUGUAGUCUAUAAUAAAAUUAAUGUGCUUUUGUAGGGUUUUAUUUAGGGGUUUUGUUUUUUGUUUUGUUUAGUUUUUAUAAUGGUGGGAAUUAAGACAUUUGUAGAUUUUAAAGAAAAAUAUGAAUUUGUCCAUUAAAUCAAGUAAAAAUGUAAACAAAUGUUUUCACAAAAUAUUGCAAGCACUUUUCUUCAAGAAUGUGUGAGUAGCUCAUAUUAUUUUUACCUUAUGUCAAUCAGUGAUAUUAUACUUUAGUCAAUAAUUAUAUGUUUAGUAAAAUAGUACGAUGGAAACAUUUUAAAUUAUUUUUAAAGGAACACUUGGAGCAAUAAAGUAUCAUGAUAUUUAUGCAAAAAUAAAAUUAAUUUUUCACACCUCCA
Molecule: messenger RNA, 2524 nt
Organism: Diceros bicornis minor
Lineage: Eukaryota; Metazoa; Chordata; Mammalia; Perissodactyla; Rhinocerotidae
Gene: FBXL4
Product: F-box and leucine rich repeat protein 4
Exons: 9
Coding region: 274-2139 (621 amino acids)
Biological process (GO): SCF-dependent proteasomal ubiquitin-dependent protein catabolic process
Cellular component (GO): SCF ubiquitin ligase complex
Molecular function (GO): protein binding
Source: RefSeq, a predicted model, not a curated record